Messenger RNA from Microplitis mediator, 2061 nucleotides. RefSeq names its product SKI family transcriptional corepressor 2 (gene fuss). The coding region runs from base 359 to 1918 and encodes 519 amino acids. Gene Ontology annotation, cellular component: transcription regulator complex; nucleus. Gene Ontology annotation, molecular function: RNA polymerase II cis-regulatory region sequence-specific DNA binding; DNA-binding transcription factor activity, RNA polymerase II-specific; SMAD binding. Gene Ontology annotation, biological process: negative regulation of BMP signaling pathway; negative regulation of transcription by RNA polymerase II. The transcript has 7 exons. Lineage: Eukaryota; Metazoa; Arthropoda; Insecta; Hymenoptera; Braconidae. The record is from RefSeq and is a predicted model, not a curated record.
UUUAACUCCGCCCAGAUGUGAACGAGCUUGAGGUUUCAUUGGUCGGCAUAGGGGUAGUUUAAUAGUAGGCGGGAUUCAACGAUUUGCGACCUAGACUCACUAUCCUUUGACUUCGCGGGGUGAGUUCUCUUGCCCGAUUCGGGCUGCGCGAACAUCCAAUGCUCUAUGCAUCGGACACUUUUACGUAUCUGUAAGCUACUGCAACUUGUGUUAAAUUCACUCAAAGUUAUACUACUGGUGAUUACGAUUUAAUUUGUAUAAUAGUUGAAAAAAAAAUUAUAAUCGUGUAAAGUGAAUUAAUAUUUGAAUUAUUAACUGAAAUUAAUCAAACAAAUAAAACUGUCAUCGUGCCUAAAGAAUGGAAGGACCAGCAAUAUUAUCGUUGGCGCCUCCCAACUCCCAGAAAUCGUCGCAAUCAAGUCCCCUGCCACAACUCCAUUCAAAAUCAAACCAGGUUGGAACAGUAUCUCUGUAUGGAAUCCACAUCGUGUCACUGAUGAUUGAAGGUCAAGAACGUCUUUGUCUUGCUCAAAUUAGCAACACCCUCCUUAAACAAUUUAGUUACAAUGAAAUUCACAACAGAAGAGUUGCCUUGGGAAUCACAUGUGUUCAGUGUACGCCCGUACAAUUGGAGACUCUCAGGCGAGCUGGUGCUAUGCCACCAUCAUCUAGACGCUGUGGCAUGAUAACAAGACGUGAAGCUGAACGACUGUGUAAAUCAUUUUUAAGUGAUAAUUCUCCGCCAAGACUUCCAGAUGAUUUUGCGUUUUCUGUUCAUCAUGAGUGCACCUAUGGAUGUCGAGGUGCUUUUGUUCCGUCCCGUUAUAAUAGUUCGCGCGCAAAAUGUAUAAAAUGCGCGUACUGUAAUUUAUUUUUUUCUCCAAACAAAUUUAUCUUUCAUUCUCAUGAGACUAAUCCUAAUAACAAGUACGUACAGCCUAACGCCGCAAACUUUAACUCUUGGAGACGUCACAUGAAACUCUCGGGAAAUCCACCUGACCAUAUUAUUCAUGCCUGGGAAGAUGUAAAAGCAAUGUUCAAUGGUGGAACUAGAAAACGUCUAUUGUCUAAUCAAGGAUCCCGCGAAUCAAUUGUUCCAGCGAAACGAGCAAGAUCAUCACCAACUGUUUUAACACCACCAGCAAUUACAACAUCUGUACCAACACCUCCUGCACAUCCUGUAUUACCUCGAGUACCACCAUUUCCAGAAUUACCACUUCCUUUGUCAAGAAGCCUUGUUAUGGAUUAUAUGUGGCAUCAACAAGCGACGGCUGCCGUCGCUGCCAGUAAAACGCCGGGUUUUCCUUUUCCAUCUUCCGCACUUCCUUGGUUAUAUAAAAGAGCGCCUGUACUAUUUCCAGGACAUUUACCAGCAACAUUGAGUGGCACAGGAACAAUUGAACCUAUAAUGCCUUCGGUAACAGCCUCACCGCUUCACCAAUCGGCUUUCCGUCCAGUAAUCCGACCAUCACCAAUAGUUGAGCCGAUACAACGUCAAGAUUCUACUUCAGAGGUUACUGCCGACAAAACCGAUGAUUCUGACGAUGAGGUUGACAUAGAAACUACCGAGGAUGACGAUCAUUCGGCAACAUCUCCACAUAAUUUACGGACUACCACGUCUGCAUCGAAUAAUAAUAAUUCGCAAAAAAGCUCUUCGCCGCAGUGUUGGAGUCCUCCAAGAGAAACAGAACGAGAAGCGGAAAAAAUAUCUGAAGAGAGUGCAACAAUUAAUGACGUAAAACCAACUGUUCCAUCACCAAAAGCGUUGGAUAAUUGGAAUGCAAAUACAUUUUACCGAAAUAUAAAUGUAAUGAAAAAUGCAGAAACACGUGAGUUAACCAUUCCAGAUUGUUCGGCUUGUCGACCGAAAACAAUAUUUUAUGAUUUAGUAAACAAUAAUCCAACUUCAACGAAUUAAUAUAAAAUAAUAAUAAUAAAGAUGAUAAUUAUUAUUUAACCAUAACAAAAAAAUUAACUAUGCAAUUGAAUACAUUAAAUAAAAAUUUUUAUUAUUUACUUAAUAAAUUUUUCAAAUUAUAUAGAAAUUAAAAUCUUAAAAAA